This is a messenger RNA of Dendronephthya gigantea, 1898 nucleotides long. RefSeq lists its product as uncharacterized. Lineage: Eukaryota; Metazoa; Cnidaria; Anthozoa; Malacalcyonacea; Nephtheidae. The record is from RefSeq and is a predicted model, not a curated record. The coding region runs from base 93 to 1484 and encodes 463 amino acids. The transcript has 5 exons.
AAGACAUUUAGACACCGGAGACCACACUGCAUUGACUCUAUAUGCGGAUUAUUCGGAAAUAAAGUGACAGCUCAGGACAGUGAAUUUUGAAAAUGGAGAUUGUUCAAAUCCUGCUCAUACCAGCAACAAUAAUUGGCAGUGUUUUACUGGUGGUAUCGUGUUUGUUUUUCAAAGGAUUGAGAGGAAAGAAGGGAAAUACACCUCCAAAACAGACCAAAUCAGAAAAGACCAAUAAUCCUGUUGAAAAUAGAAAAAUCGAUGGCAUCACCAAUCUGGCCUUCACAGAUGGAAGCGGAAAAAUAAAUUCAGACGUUGAGAACGGUUCCAUGGUUUACGACUAUGUAAGGAACGAACAUGGUUCUGGGAAAGAGUGGGACGUUUCACAUCAAAAUUGCAAUGUUUCGCCACUGUAUGCCGACGCCACAGACACAACCACAAGGUUUUACUUCUCUUUGGAAAGAGAUGCUACGAAGUCUGCAGAAACUCAAGUAAGCAUCGAGGACGACGAGGGUUCUUAUGUCAUUGCCAUACCGGAAAAUAUUUAUGAUAAACCCGAAGAUUCAAUGGAAGAGGGCACUCCUACUGAUGAAGAACAUGCAUUGGAUGCAGGCCAAUUAUAUUUUACGCUAGAAGAAUGUUCUGAGGAAGAAGAAAAUAACGAAACCAUUCGUAUAAAUGUUGUUCCCGAAGCGAAUGCAGAUUACACCGAUGGUAUUUAUGAUGUGGCGGAGGAAAUGUGUGAGAAUGGCACGAGAGAUGAAGUUGUGAUAGAAAACGAAGAACAGGACAAAAUGAACGAUGACCGGCCAUAUGUAAUAAGCAUACCGAAUGGAGCGAAUGAAUACGAAGAGGGGGAAGAAGAGUUCAAUGUUAUCAAUGAACCUGAUGAUAUGAAUGGUGAACCUUCGGAGCAAAUGAGGAUUGAGACGACGGGAGAUGGAGACGAUGGUUGCGUGGAGAUAAAAGUAGAUAAAAAUAACGAAUGUUCUGAAAAUAGCGGAGUAGAAAUGGAUUUCGAUAAUUCCGAGAGUAUAUACGAAAAUGUAACUGCGUGUUUGCAACCUGAGAGUCAAGCACAUGCUCAUGUGAACAAUGCAAAAAUCUCAGAGGUGGUCACAGCAACAACAGGUGAUAAAAACAUGAUCACUACAAAAACAUUCAGUUAUGAAAACAGUCAGGAGAAUAUGGGAUAUCUUGACGACGAGGUAUUAACGCAUAGUGAAACUGAAGGAACUUUACAAAAUAAUGGGAACGGAAAACCUCAUUUUGUCCCAAAUAAAUCACUGGCAAGUGAGUGUUUCAGCGACGAAAAUGAAAGUGAAUAUAAGGAAUGUCAUGAUGAUGACGAUAUUUAUGAAGAUUGGGAAGAUAAUAUCGUUGGUAGAACAGAAGAGUUGGGAUUAAACCAGGUGUCAGGUUGUGGAGAUUUUUAUCAAAAUGUAAGAGAUAUGAGACUUUCUCUAGUGAUGCAAAAAAGUGGAUGAAAAUGAUAUAGUAUUAAGUAUUUUACAACGAAAAUUGCAAAUAUUAUAAUGAAGUUAUAUCGAACCACAGUUACAAAACUAUAAGAGACACGUGAAUGUUAUCUAAACAACAAUAAUAUAUAUUAUAACUAUAUUUUGCCCAAGAAUUACAUUUUGCAGUGUUGUAAAAAAUAUGCUCAUUUAGCGACAGGGGCCUGUGGCCUUCCUAACUAAACUUUAUCGAGAACUUUAAUUUUCGAGCAUAAAAUAUUUCAGACAGGUAUAGCAAAUUGUGACGUGAUGGCGACAGUAAAACCGCUUAUACUUUGUGUACUACUAUUUAUGAGGUAUUUAUUGACUGUAAGUUAUAGUAUCUAAAUGUUCAGUCACGUCGUAGCCGGGCGCUUAUUUAAGCAAAAAGCAGGCAGUAGUAAA